Messenger RNA from Diaporthe citri, 1083 nucleotides. RefSeq lists its product as uncharacterized. Gene Ontology annotation, biological process: pectin catabolic process. The coding region runs from base 1 to 1083 and encodes 360 amino acids. The record is from RefSeq and is a predicted model, not a curated record. Gene Ontology annotation, molecular function: polygalacturonase activity. Gene Ontology annotation, cellular component: extracellular region. NCBI's taxonomy places the organism in Eukaryota, Fungi, Ascomycota, Sordariomycetes, Diaporthales, Diaporthaceae. The transcript is spliced from 7 exons.
AUGGCCAGGCUUGCUUGCGCCGUCGCGCUGCUCAGCGUACCUGCCCUGGCGGUCAGCGCAACAACCUGUACAGUAUCUACUUAUACUGCAGUAUCCUCCGCGGUCGCCUCAUGCACAGAUAUCGUCCUCAAUGGCAUUACCGUGCCGGCUGGGAAGCAGCUCGAUCUGUCGGGCGUGCAGCCCAGUACCACUGUGACAUUCUCAGGCACAACCACGUUCGGAUUUAACGCCUGGACUAGUCCUUUAGUUUUGAUUGGCGGAACUGAUUUUCAUAUCACAGCUGAAUCUGGCGCCAUUCUCGAUGGGAACGGCCCGGCCUGGUGGGAUGGACAGGGUGAUAAUGGGGUGCAGAAGCCCGGCCACAUGAUCUCAAUUAAAGCCGCGGGCACCAACGCACUAAUUGAGAAUCUUAAUGUGAAGAACUGCCCUGCGCAUUGUUUCACAAUGUCUGGAACGAAUUUGCACAUCAAGAAUGUCAAUGUCGAUACCUCUGCGGGCAAUGCUGCAAAUAGCAAGUCGGGUGGCAAGCCGGCUGCGCACAACACCGAUGGCUUCAAUGUCAAGGCCAAGAACGUCCUUAUCGAGAAUAUUACAGUCAACAACCAAGAUGAUUGUGUAGCCGUCAGCGGCGGCGCAGGAAACGUUACCAUCAGAAAUGCUGAUUGCACUGGGUCUCACGGUCUAUCUAUUGGAAGUGUUGGUAGCGAUACGACUAUCAAGGACGUAUUCUUCUACGAUAGCACCAUCAAAAGCGGCCAGAAUGGAUGUCGAAUCAAGACCGUCUCGGGCGCUACUAACAGCGCGGUGGAGAAUGUCAACUACGUGAACAUCAAGUUAUCGGGUAUUGCGAACUUCGGAAUUGUGGUCGAGCAGGAUUACCUAAACGGCGGCCCAUCAGGCACCGCCACUAACGGCGUGAAAAUCGCCGGUGUCACUUUCAAGAAUGUGACUGGAACUGUGACGUCCAGCGCCAAGGAUUAUUAUAUCCUUUGUGGUUCUGGUAGUUGCUCUGAUAUCACCUUCAACGGCGUCAAGGUGACUGGAGGCAAGGGCGAUAGCUGUAACUAUGGCAACCUGUGCUAA